UGAAAGCGAAUUUAGAGAUUUGGUAACAACCCUUAGACAGUAUUAUAAAUUUAAGAGGCUUCUAAGUGAUUACAUUAUCAACAAGAAACUACUACCAGCUCAACCUUUUCAAAUAACUACAAUCAGAAGUUUUAAUUUUCCAAUCAAAGACAAAACUAGUGCACUACAAUUUAUUGCAGAGAUCCAAAACGAAUUCUAUAUACCUGAACCAUUACCUCCCAACUAUGUAGACGUAAACUACACAAACAAGUCUAACUUAUCUAUAGAUCAUACACAGAUUAAAGAAAUAAACUUAACAAUACUAAUAACAUCACCCAAACAGCUAGUCGACAUGGCACGAAAGCUAUAUACCUAUUAUUUUUUCCACCAAUUACUAUCAGAAAAGAUCCAAAUUAAUAAUAAUAAAGAAACUAGUAGUACCAAUAAAGGCAAAAAACUACUAUUACUACCAAAUAUCAAAGAAUUACAAAGCCAACUAGCUAUACUAGACCCAGACCUACAAAUACAAUUGCCAAUCAAAGAAUACAAGAAUAUUAAACCUACACUAAAUA
Molecule: messenger RNA, 551 nt
Organism: Racocetra persica
Lineage: Eukaryota; Fungi; Glomeromycota; Glomeromycetes; Diversisporales; Gigasporaceae
Source: the annotation of a GenBank genome assembly